Messenger RNA from Penicillium macrosclerotiorum, 2070 nucleotides. Its product is annotated as methylenetetrahydrofolate reductase (NAD(P)H) MET12. The record is from RefSeq and is a predicted model, not a curated record. Gene Ontology annotation, biological process: tetrahydrofolate interconversion. Gene Ontology annotation, molecular function: methylenetetrahydrofolate reductase [NAD(P)H] activity; FAD binding. The transcript is spliced from 2 exons. Bases 1 to 2070 code for a protein of 689 amino acids. Lineage: Eukaryota; Fungi; Ascomycota; Eurotiomycetes; Eurotiales; Aspergillaceae. Gene Ontology annotation, cellular component: cytosol.
AUGGAGAAGAUCACAGAGAAGAUCGCGGCUCUGCCGCCCGACGCGAAUUACUUCUCGCUGGAGUUUUUCCCUCCCAAGACCCGGAUGGGCUUUGCAAACCUGUCUGCGCGUCUGGAGCGGAUGGCUCAGGCCCUGCGCCCCUUGUUCGUAACGGUGACUUGGGGUGCAGGCGGAAGCACCGCGGCCCGUUCCCUCGAGCUGGCAGAGGUCUGCCAGCGCCAGUUGCAGUUGACGACCGUGUUGCAUCUGACAUGCACCAACAUGAGCCGCGCAUUGGUGGAUAUGGCCCUGGAGGAGGCGAAGGUAUUGGGCAUCCGCAACAUCCUGGCUCUUCGUGGAGAUCCACCCCGCAGCGAGGAAUAUAAUAUGCAUGGCGAAGAUGACAGCAACAAGGACUUCACUUUUGCCGUGGAUCUGGUCCGAUACAUCCGCAAGCAACACGGUGAUUACUUCUGUAUUGGUGUCGCCGCAUAUCCGGAGGGCCACCCGGCCGAUUCCUUCCAGGAUGUCCAGGAUCCCGCCCGUGACCUCCCCUAUCUGGUUGAGAAGACCGUUGCGGGGGCGGACUUCAUCAUGACCCAGCUCACAUACGAUCUGGAAGCCUACACUAAAUUCGAAACCAUGCUUCGGAAUCACGAGUCUGGAGCCUUCAAGACCAUUCCCAUCAUCCCAGGCCUGAUGCCCAUCCACAGCUACAAGAUUCUCACCCGCGUGACAAAGCUCAGCCAUGUGAAGAUCCCAGAGCCGAUUGCCAAGAAGAUGGAGGAAUUGAAGCAUGACGAUGACGCUGUGAAGCGUGCUGGUGUGGACAUCGUCAGCGAAAUCGCCGGAGGCAUUAAGGAGCUGAAGUGCCCGGGUCCUCGUGGUUUCCAUUUCUAUACCUUGAACUUAGAAAAGACAGUCUCGUUCAUCCUCGAGAGAUGUGACCUCAUCCCUCCUUCCACGGACAUUCAGGAUGAUUCGGCUAUUGAUGACUUUGAUGGCCCCGUCCCCAUUGGCGUUCGAUCAUUGGCAAGGCGCCGCGCCUCCUCGAUCAACUCGCAGCCGCACAACCGCGUAAUUGUGGACAAGCUCUCCGCCAAAGAAUCAUCGCAGGACUCUGUCCAUGAAGCACUCGCCAACAGUGUUGGUUUACCUGCCAUGACGCCAAACCGUGGCACCACCCUCCAGAUUUCUGAGGGUCUCGGGUCUCUUGGCAGAGAGGCGACAUGGGAUGACUUUCCCAACGGCCGUUGGGGUGAUGCUCGCUCCCCAGCAUUCGGCGAGAUUGAUGGAUAUGGCCCGUCUCUCCACGUCACAUCUGCUGUUGCCCGUCGUCUGUGGGGCCACCCUGUCGAGCAGUCUGACAUUAACACUCUCUUCCGCCGACUUGUUACCGGAGAUCUGUAUAUGGUCCCCUGGUCCGAAGGUGGUGCCGAGGAAGGCACCGCUGGCUUGAACGCAGAGACAGAUCUUAUUCGCCCUGAAUUGCUCAAGCUCAUCGACGGCCGCGGCUGGUGGACCCUGGCCUCUCAGCCCGCAGUCAACGGUGUCCGUAGCGAUGACCCAAUCUUUGGCUGGGGCCCGCAGCGGGAAGGCUUUGUCUUCCAAAAGCCCUUCGUGGAGUUUUUCUGCUCCAACAAAGACUACACAACAAUCCUGAAGCCUUUGUUUGAGAAGCACGGCCAUGACAAGCUAACAUGGUUCGCCACUAACAUCACCGGCGCCUUCGAGUCUUCGCUCCCUGCACAGCCCGCAGACGUUGACCUCGAUGACCUCAGCUCCAACCCCGAGAGCGUCAACGCUGUGACCUGGGGUGUCUUCCGUGGCAAGGAAAUCGUGACACCCACCAUCAUCGAAGAAGUUAGCUUCCGCGCCUGGGGCGAGGAGGCCUUCCGUAUCUGGGACGAAUGGCGCCGCAUCUACCCCCGUGGCUCGCCCACAGAGCGCUUCCUCGACUCUACCAAGAAUGACGCCUGGCUAGUCUGUGUUGUGGGUCAGCAAUUCGGCGCAGGCACCCCGCGGGGUAGCAAGGAGGAAGAAGACGAGGUCAAAUGGAUGUGGCGAGUGCUAGCGGGUGAGAUUGAGUAG